UAUACUUAAAAUACCCUAUUUAGUUUAUUUAGUUAAACUAACAACACAUAACAUAGCAAACUAAUCAAUAUUUGCUACGCUACUACCAUCAAUUUCUAUUAGCGACUUUCCCUUAUCUACCGGAGUCGCAGCCUCAACCCACAGACGACAAUUUCAAAGGGAGGCAAAAUACACAUCAUUUUAUAAAUAAGUUUCGGAACCACACAACCAUUUUGUUAUAUCUUAUCUUCAUUUUACUCACAAACUAAUAUUUCCCACACUCUUAAAUCUAGUGUUUUAUCAUUUAGCAUAAUUCAUAUAUACUCGUAUCAAUCAUGAAAGUCACUAUCAGAUUAUCUACUGAAUCUUCUUAUACUAUAACUAUCCCGGAUAACUCAACCGUAGAGGAUUUAAGAAAUUCUGCUAAAGUUGGAUGUCCGAUUUCUGCUAAAUUACCUUCUGAUUUUAAACUUAUUUAUAAUGGUGUUAAAUUAGCUCCUUACUAUAAACCUUUAUCGACAUUUAAUAUAACACCAUCAUCUCCAAUAACAGUCAUCCUUAUGAGUAAUGGUUCAGAUACUCCAACAAAUUUAACUCCUCAAUCUUCACAUGUUGAUAUCACUACUGAAACUGCCAAUACUUCAACUGUUUCUACAACUGUUGGUGUUAAAAAGACCAAGAAGAAGAAUAAGUGCUCUUUCAAAUCUUGUACUUCUGCUCCUUUAAGAAUGGUAGGUGCUUGUAGUCAUUGUCAAGGAACAUUCUGUGCCAAACAUCGUCUUUUAGAAGACCAUUUAUGUCAAGGUUUACAAUUCUGUAAAGAUAAUGCUCAUGAAAGAAAUGCCAUGAAGUUACAGAGCGAAAGUACAAUCACAAGUAGAGUAUAGAUUUAAAUUACAUCUUUUUUGGUCAUAGGUCAUAUUUUAAUCAGUUUCCAACUUCAUCCAUUCAACUACUUUGCACUCCUUACUAUUUGCUACUCCACCUUAAAGUUCAGGUUUAAUAUUUAACUCUAAUUUAUUUGUUUGUUUUUAAUUUUAAUCCUCAGCCAUGAUGCCAUGCUAAUGAUUUUCCAUUCACUUUCUACAAGUUAUAUAUAAUCAUAUAAUUUUUCCAU
Messenger RNA from Scheffersomyces amazonensis, 1096 nucleotides. RefSeq lists its product as uncharacterized. NCBI's taxonomy places the organism in Eukaryota, Fungi, Ascomycota, Pichiomycetes, Serinales, Debaryomycetaceae. Bases 315 to 866 code for a protein of 183 amino acids. The record is from RefSeq and is a predicted model, not a curated record. The transcript has a single exon. Gene Ontology annotation, cellular component: cytoplasm. Gene Ontology annotation, molecular function: protein binding; zinc ion binding.